GUCUUCCCACUCUAGAGUUUUUCCCACUAAAUAACACAUCCAAUCCAAAACCCUAGAAACCGAAUCGGUUCAAAAUCAGCAGAAUCAAUGGCGUUGUGUUCUGCCUCAGCCCUAACCCUAACCUUAACCCUAACCGUCACUGUCUAUUUGGUUGGUGGGAAUUCAGAAGGAGACACUCUCUACACACUGCGGCGAAGCUUGUCAGAUCCGGAUAACGUCCUUCAGAGCUGGGAUCCAACCCUCGUUAAUCCUUGCACUUGGUUUCAUGUCACCUGUAACCAGGACAAUCGCGUUACUCGAGUGGACUUGGGUAAUUCAAACCUCUCUGGUCAUCUGGUACCUGAACUUGGGAAGCUCAAGUAUCUGCAGUAUCUGGAGCUUUACAAAAACCACAUUCAAGGAACUAUCCCUGUUGAGCUUGGCAAUUUGAGGAGCCUAAUCAGCUUGGACUUAUAUAGCAACAACAUCUCAGGGACUAUUCCAGCUUCUCUGGGGAAAUUAAAGUCUCUAGUAUUCUUACGGCUUAAUGACAAUCAGUUAACUGGUCAAAUCCCAAGGGAACUUGUUGGUAUAUCAAGCCUCAAAAUUGUUGAUGUUUCAAGCAACAACUUAUGUGGAACAAUUCCAACAACCGGACCAUUUGAGCACAUUCCAUUGAACAAGUAUGCCUUAAUUUAUCUUUCUUCUACUUUAUGAA
Molecule: messenger RNA, 697 nt
Organism: Vitis riparia (riverbank grape)
Lineage: Eukaryota; Viridiplantae; Streptophyta; Magnoliopsida; Vitales; Vitaceae
Product: leucine-rich repeat protein 1-like
Exons: 5
Coding region: 88-696 (202 amino acids)
Molecular function (GO): protein binding
Source: RefSeq, a predicted model, not a curated record